This is a messenger RNA of Meloidogyne enterolobii, 423 nucleotides long. Lineage: Eukaryota; Metazoa; Nematoda; Chromadorea; Rhabditida; Meloidogynidae. The record is from the annotation of a GenBank genome assembly.
GUGUGUUAGAUUACACCCCCGAAGGGGGUGAAGGUUCGAGCCCUGGGCUGUGUAAACAUUUUUCUUUUGCUUGUAAAAUUUUUUUCUAAGUCUCCCAAAUUUUUUAAAAAAUGUCUUGAUGGUUAAGUGGAUAAUGGGGUGAAUUUUGUUGAUAAAAAUAGGUCGAUGGUUCGAGUCCUACCACCUCUAAUAAUUUUUUUCUUUAAAAAUUCCCUCAAAAUUUUUGUUUUUCUAGAGGGUAGUGUUGGGAAAAAAUUUCGAAAAAAUUUUUUCGUUUUUUUAAAGAAUUUUCUUUUUCUAGAAAGAUGCCCAGUUUGUUCACAUGAUAAAGCCUAUUUUCAACAAAUACAAACUCGAAGUGCUGAUGAACCUAUGACAAUAUUUUAUCGUUGUGCAAGUUGUGCGCAUAGAUGGAAGGAAUAA